Molecule: messenger RNA, 753 nt
Organism: Onthophagus taurus
Lineage: Eukaryota; Metazoa; Arthropoda; Insecta; Coleoptera; Scarabaeidae
Molecular function (GO): protein binding
Source: RefSeq, a predicted model, not a curated record
CGGAUUAUGAAAAUGCACCAGUUGACAUUAACGACAUUCAAAAUGAAACAAUUUGGAGUGAUUUAUCUUUUAUCUGCGUUGUAUUUAAACGUUGUUUUUGGAGAGAAAAAUUGCGAUGACCUUGGCUUAAAUUUCUAUAGAUCUAUUGGAUGUAAAGAAUCAGGAAAAGAAAAUGGUUGUCCUUCUUACGAUGGUUGUCAAUACAGUCAACCCAUUGGACAUUGUACUUAUCAAGGACAAAAAAUCGAUAAGGGUCAAGCCGUUAAGGACGUUGUAAAAGAUUCAAGUUGUAGUUUUGGAUGUAUUUGUACAGCAGCUGAUGGUGAAAAGGGAUCAUUUCUCUGCGCUCAAGGUCAUUGUGGAAUUGAUGAAUCCAUUUUAUUUGGAAAAAGUCCAAAUUGUUUCUUAAGAUAUUCUUUAGAUCAAUGUUGUCCAAAUUCAGAACCGGAAUGUGCAGAAGAAUCCCCAGCUACAUGUAAAGUAGGAAAUGAAGAAUUUAAAGAAGGAAAAUUAUUUAGUCCAAAAGAUAAAUGCAUAACAUGCCUUUGUACAAAAGAUUUCGAUGGAAAACUUGACGGACCAAAUUGCCAACCAACUCCAUGCGAUGUCGAAGUGAGACACUCACAAGAUAUCGAAAAGAAUUGUGCUCCAUUAUAUUUCAUAAACCCGAAAAAAUCGGAAGCUUUAUGCUGUCCAGUUACUUUUGUUUGCCGUAAGUAAAUAUGAGAAGAUUUUAAUUUUGUUAUGAUAUAU